Messenger RNA from Nematostella vectensis (starlet sea anemone), 1548 nucleotides. RefSeq lists its product as uncharacterized. Bases 56 to 1132 code for a protein of 358 amino acids. Lineage: Eukaryota; Metazoa; Cnidaria; Anthozoa; Actiniaria; Edwardsiidae. Gene Ontology annotation, molecular function: oligosaccharide binding. The record is from RefSeq and is a predicted model, not a curated record. The transcript is spliced from 4 exons.
CACUAGGAGAAACUUGAGGUGUUAAAACGCACCCAACCAUCCUUCAGAUUGCAAAAUGGUUAAACAAAAAACAUCAAGAAUCUUGAAAGGAAAAAGUAACAAACACGAUGUAAUCGUCGUUAUCAUGACGAUCACAUACAUGGUUGCCAUAGAGACGGCUGCGCAGACUUGCCCUGCCGUUGUACUAGAAACGUCAGUUCGAGGCAAGUUCUUGCAAGGAUUCGAGUACAAGUUCAUAUUUACCGAGAUGUUCCCGGCAUGCAUCUUAGCCUGCAAGAAAGACCCCAGCUGCUUCAGUCUCAAUUAUAAUGGAGCAGCAAGAAACUGCAGUUUCAACUCGCAGACGAAUUUCUCCGCUCCUCAUCGUUUUGUUGUCGACUAUUCUUACAUCUACGAUACUGUCAUAUUCGGACGAGAUCCAACUCCAGUCAAAGGCCUCAAGGCUUCACCAGCAAUUUCUUGUUCGCACGUGUUCAACGUAGGCAGUGGCUUGUACUGGCUUGAUCCUGAACAAGCUGGGACACCUGCACUCUCGCUUUGCGACAUGGACACGGACGGAGGUGGUUGGACGAAUGUUUGCCAGUCUACCCUCUCCGGGAAAUCUAUCCCACCUCGAGAAUACAUCGGUGAUCUCACCACCUCCCUUUCUACCCACUCAAAGAAAGGGCGUAACUUUGCAAUUGUUUCCAGUGUGUUACGGAAAUACAGCCUUACUACGAAUUUCACACAGAUUCGUUUUAGAUGCCGAAAACAAUCCGUCGGUCGCACGAUUGACCUAGCAACCAUAAACAAUGCCGCUGGACGAGAUGCAGUGCGUUACUUUAGUGACGACGCUUACGCUAAAAGCACAGCUCCUGUUGCUUGUGGCUCUUUCCAGGCCCUCCCAGAUGAUAACUCGGUUGUCUCCAAGAAUUGUGAGGGGUGGGGUGAGGGCGGGCGCGGCACAUGGGGGCAUGACGUAUUUCAUACAACAAGUGCACGUGUUAUUUCAUUGCCUUUUUAUUUUACAAAUUCGUAUGGCGUUGGAAUGGGAAUUACCGCUAAUAAGAAUUCUUUCAACUGUGAUGACAGUCUUUAUGAUUACUCUGUGAGAACUAGCGAAGGGGACGUAUUCACCAUAUUCAUCCGUUAAAUUACUACAGUUUUCUCAAUUCUGCGAAUUCUCGCCGACGACUUCCAACAGCUAAAAUCGCAUUCCGGCUUUCGUCAACAUUCACCAACAUUUAAACUUGCAAUUCUUAUGCUGCGCGGGGGUUAGGUCGAGUUGAUAAGCGAACAGCCUAUUGGGUAUCAUAAAAUCGUCCCAGCAAGCUGUCCGCUUAUCAACUCGACCCAAUCCCCCGCGCAACGUAAGAAUGGCGAAUGGUUUCCACACGCCACCUUUCCGCAGGCCGCUGACCAACCAAAAAGCACCAGAGUUAAGUAAGUUGCUUUGAAUGACGGGAGCCAGAAAACGGUUUCGAGGUUGGAAAUUUUUGUUCGCAGAGUAUUGGAAAUCGCAGUUAAUAUAAAGUCAAAUUUCGUAUUUGAAAAAAAUUUUCGUUUACC